This is a messenger RNA of Colias croceus (clouded yellow), 2463 nucleotides long. RefSeq lists its product as uncharacterized. The record is from RefSeq and is a predicted model, not a curated record. NCBI's taxonomy places the organism in Eukaryota, Metazoa, Arthropoda, Insecta, Lepidoptera, Pieridae. The transcript has 8 exons. The coding region runs from base 1 to 1398 and encodes 465 amino acids.
AUGGUAGGAUACAAUGAACUGAGGGUACGACGGGAGUUCUCCAUGGCGCUAUAUUUAAUAAAGUUAUUGAGGGGAUAUGCGCAUAACCCUGGAGUACUCCAAUCCCUCUCUCUAUGUGUGCCGGACAAGUACAUUGAGAAGCGCCACAGACCCCCGCUAUUCUGCGUGCCUCAAGCACGAACCAAGCUGCUCGCGAAGUCUUCUCUUGUUCGAGCGCUCCGGGUUCUUAAUGACCUCCAUGGGAGAGUGGAUAUAUUUACAUGCAAGUUGGGUGAAUUAACAAAGGGGAAACACACAUUAACAAAAACGAAUGCACAUUCUUUUUUGUUAAUAUCUACUGUAUCACUUCGUCAGGCGCGCCAACACGGGCGUCACCCAGCGCCGCCGAGCCCGCGUCCGCGCAGCCCGAUCCACCCCGCGCCGACCGGCGUACGCGCCUACUCCUGCCAGCACUGGGAGUCCCGCCUCCUCGCGCCCCCGCCGCGGCCCCUCUCCGAGCCCUCGCCUCACUCGCCCCACUCGCCACACUCGCCCCACUCGCACUCGCCAUGCGACCUCGUCGAGGUACAGCCUACUGUAUGUAUAAAGCAUUGCGCCGCCGGGCGUGCAGCAUGGCAAGAAGCAGCGGCUCUGUCCGUUGGCGGCGGCGGCGGGGCCGCAGGCGGCGCGGCGCGGCGAUGCUCAGUGCUCGGCGACCACCCCGGAGCCAGGCGCGACCCCCGGGCCAAGUGGCACAGGAACAACCGGGUGCGCGACGCGUCAUACGGAUCGUCUUCGGAAUCGGACGGGGACGAGGCGAACGGCGAACCGUGGGGGGUGGCCCGGCUUCUGUAUGCAGGCUUGGUGACCUUGGCCGUUGGUCUGGUGGUAUACUUCGUGGGGACUGGAGACAAGCCUUCCCAGGGUUUCAAGACGCCAGCCUUGCGGCUCGUGGGCCCGUCGCUCAUAGUCGCUGGGCUGGCGUGCUGUUUGCUGCGCAUCAUGUUCUGCAUCUGCGCAAAGCCGUGUUGCAAACGACGGACCAACCACAAAGAGAACAGAAGACUGUCAGGCGGCGCGGAGGGCGAGGAGAUGCCGCUGGCGGGGUGCGGGGCGCGCGCCGGCCCCGCGCAGUGCUCGCCCGCGCGCCGCCUCGACGCGUCCUCGUGCGACGUGUCCAGCCUGUCCAGCGGCGAGGAGGACGAGCGGCUCCGGCGGUACCGCACGCACCAGCCCCCGCCCCCGCCGCAACCCCCGCCGCUACCCCCGCCGCAGACUGUGCUAGUGCAGCAGGCGAAUCCCCCACGGCCGUCGGUGUCCGCACUGAGCAGCGCGGGCAAGCGGCCGCCGCCGCGCAACGUGUCCUUCGCGGGACCCGACGGCGAGAUCGUGCUCAGCCCUUCGCAACUGCGCUCGUAACCAAGCAAUAAACUGUACGGUGACACGGGACUAUGCCAAAAUUUGUGCACUCUGAUGGGACUACGCCAGAAUGUUUGCUUGAUACGGCUUGCCUUUAUUUUAUAUUAAUUGUCGUUUACGCGCAAAACUUGACUAUAAACUUUUUUGUAUACAGUAUCGCACAGUUGUAAUCAUUUUGUUAAUGCUCAUGACAGCUUUGCUCUUCCAGUGUGUUACGCUACUUAUCCACAGAACUACAAAGGACAAAUGCAGCAAAAAUUACUCAUUUAUUUAAGGAACAAGAAAUCUACUAAAGACGUCACACAUUUUGGCAUAGUGUUAUUUCGAUUCCGUCACUUGUACUUUUCUACGAACUGUUCUUACGUAAUUAUGUGAUAACGUGAGGUGUCAUUUGCACGUUUUGUAUCGAUAUCAUGUUCAUCGAUAUAUUCAUUUACGUUGUGCAACGAGUGUAUAUGAACAACUUUGAUAAAUUGUGUUAUUUAACGGUAGGGUUCGUGUCAUAAGCGUUUAAACUCCGUAGUGAUUUUACUGAAUGUGCUAGUUCCAUCCGUCUGCAUACUAGUAGAGACAUUGACCAAUAAGAUGCAAUUUCAUUGAAAUUACCCAACUUUAUAGCUCUACAACUAAGCGUACCAAACUAUACGAGACUCGAGAAAAUGCACCUUAUUGCUAUAUGCAACUAAAUAGAUUAUGAAUGUAUAAUAUAAACAUAAUUAUUUUAAAACUGCCUAACUACUAGAUGCGAAUUUAUAUUUAAAUAUAAAAUUCAUAAAAAUAGAUUUAUAACUGACAAUAAUGAUUGUUAACUGAUGUAUAAAGUGUUAUGGCGUAUGUACGUUGAUUUUAUUUUAAUUAUAUAAUUAUCCAAUCGAAACCAAGUAGUUCAACCGCCGAGAAAAUAUUAACGUUUUAAUCAAUUCUAAAUGUAUAAUAUUUUAAAUAUAUAUACAAAUUAAUAACUUUACAGUAUUGCUAUCACAUACAGUCAUGUUAUAUUAACAGUAAAUAAGUAUAUUUUAAAAAUCAUCUACUUACUGUUUAAAAUAAUACUCAUGCUUCAAA